UAAGACGUAGUAAGAAAAUGGAUCAAAAUUACACACCGAUAAUAAAAGUACCUUCUAGGGUAGUGAAAAGUGAACCGAAAAAAACGAAAAGAAGAUGUAUGCUUGAUUUUUCCUUGCCAAGAGUUGCAACAAAAACUGUUGGGGAAGAAAUCGAGGACAACGUGGAUUCCCGUUUAGGAAGUAAAAAGUAUCCGAAAACUCCAGAACGGUUAUUAUUAUCAACCCCAAAAUGUGCAAGUACACCCGGUAAAAGGAAAUCGAGCUGGAAUGAUGAUCAUAAUAGAGUUAAACGAGCGAAAACUACUGAAAAUAAUUCGAUUGUACCUUUAUAUGAAGAUUAUCAAUUAUUAGGUGAUAGUCAACUUAUGAGAUUUUCCGAACAAUUAUUAUCAUUUAAAUCACUAUAUUCUGAUGGUAUAAGACGUAUUGGUUACUGUGUAAGUGGUCAAAAAAUAGAUGAAUUAAAGAAACGAUUAUUAAAAGGAGAAUUUGAGAUUCAUAAAAAUGUUAUACUUUUAAUUGGGACUAAUGAUUUUAUUCAAAAGACAGAUUAUCAAGUUAUGUGUUCAUCUUAUACCCAACUACUCCAGUUUUUGAAAUUAAAAUGUUCCAAAAUCAUUUUAAUGACUGUUCCUCCAGUAGCUAAAUUUGAGAGUGAUAAAAAACAUUGGAAAUUAUUGCAGCAAUUUAACCAGUUUAUUGGCAGUUUCAUAGAUGGUGAUUUUGUUAAUGUUAUCGACUUAUGCAGUAUUUUUAUUAGUUAUUCAAAUACUGUAUCUAUGGAUUAUUAUGAAAAGCAGUACAUUAAACCAGCUCGUCCAGACUUAAUCCAUUUGAACAAAAAGGGGUUUAUGAUGUUAAGGUUUAUGUUGGAUACACAUUUUUUAGAGGCCAAUAUCAACAAUCUUAUGAAACCUUUGAAGAAGAAAUUAUUUCCAGAUAAUAGCUUUUAAAUCAAAAUUGACAUAAAUGAAAAUUUAAAGAAUAAUUUUUUAUUUGUUUGUUGACAAAGAAUGUUCUAUUUCAGUUACUUAUUAAAAUUUUAUUCUGUUUCUUAAAUGAAACAAUUAACCAUUUUUUUAAAAAUAUUUUAAUCACAUUAAUUUUACUCUUUCUUUAUGGUAGAAAGAACUUUUAGUAAAUUCCUACUACACAAA
Onthophagus taurus is the source of this 1157-nucleotide messenger RNA. The record is from RefSeq and is a predicted model, not a curated record. NCBI's taxonomy places the organism in Eukaryota, Metazoa, Arthropoda, Insecta, Coleoptera, Scarabaeidae.